Fusarium venenatum is the source of this 270-nucleotide messenger RNA. RefSeq lists its product as uncharacterized. NCBI's taxonomy places the organism in Eukaryota, Fungi, Ascomycota, Sordariomycetes, Hypocreales, Nectriaceae. The record is from RefSeq and is a predicted model, not a curated record.
AUGAAGACCUCCAUGAUCCUCGUCCUUCCUUUUCUUGUCCUGGCUUCCGCCGCCCCAACCAAGCUUGACGAGAGACAGCCCAUUGAGCUUUCCAAGGUUGACCCCAAUAUCAAGUGCGCCUUGAAGAUAGCUAGGUCUAUCCACGUAUGCUUUCCCGACAUUGUCGAGGGCGACCCUGUUGGCCUGACAGAGAUCAACACAUGCCUUAAGAAGCUCUCAAAGUCCAGUGGCAAGGCUCUUCGCUUGGAGACUAUCCCUUGCGUCUAUUGA